Messenger RNA from Tupaia belangeri chinensis (Chinese tree shrew), 3944 nucleotides. It is a transcript of the gene ASAP3, whose product is annotated as ArfGAP with SH3 domain, ankyrin repeat and PH domain 3. NCBI's taxonomy places the organism in Eukaryota, Metazoa, Chordata, Mammalia, Scandentia, Tupaiidae. The transcript has 25 exons. Bases 48 to 2762 code for a protein of 904 amino acids. Gene Ontology annotation, molecular function: GTPase activator activity; protein binding. Gene Ontology annotation, biological process: regulation of stress fiber assembly; cell migration; positive regulation of GTPase activity. Gene Ontology annotation, cellular component: ruffle; focal adhesion; intracellular membrane-bounded organelle. The record is from RefSeq and is a predicted model, not a curated record.
CCCCGCGCCCCGCUCCGCCUGUCCCCGCGCCCCAGUCCGCGCCCGCCAUGCCCGAGCAGCUCAGCGUCGCAGAGUUCCUGUCCGUCACCGCCGAGGACCUCAGCUCUCCGGCCGGGGCCGCCGCCUUCUCCGCCAAGAUGCCCCGGUGCCGGGGGGCAGCGUUGGCUCGGGAGGAGGUGCUGGAAGGAGACCAGGCCAUCCUGCAGAGAAUAAAGAAGGCCGUGCGGGCCAUCCACAGCUCUGGCCUCGGCCACGUGGAGAACGAGGAGCAGUACCGCGAGGCCGUGGAGUCCUUGGGCAACAGCCACCUGUCCCAGAACAGCCACGAGCUGUCCACUGGCUUCCUGAACUUGGCCGUGUUCACGCGUGAGGUGGCCGCACUCUUCAAGAACUUGGUUCAGAACCUGAACAACAUCGUCUCCUUCCCACUGGACAGUCUGUUGAAGGGGCAGCUGAGGGACGGGCGGCAGGAUUCCAAAAAGCAGCUGGAGAAGGCAUGGAAGGACUACGAAGCCAGAGUGGCCAGGCUGGAGAAGGAGCGAGAGCGGGCCAGGGUGACAGGAGGGGGCCCUGGGGAAGUGGCCCAGGACGCGCAGAGAGAGCGACGCGUCUUCCAGCUGCACAUGUGUGAGUACCUGCUCAAAGCUGGGGAGAGCCAGGUGAAGCAAGGUCCUGACUUCCUGCAGAGCCUCAUCAAGUUCUUCCACGCCCAGCACAACUUCUUCCAAGAUGGCUGGAAGGCAGCUCAGAGCCUGUCCCCCUUCAUCGAGAAGCUGGCGGCCUCAGUACAUGCACUGCGUCAAGCACAGGAGGAGGAGCUACAGAAGCUGACCCAGCUCCGGGACUCCCUCCGAGGGACACUGCAGCUUGAGAGCAGAGAGGAGCACCUGAGCCGGAAGAACUCAGGAGGUGGUUACAGCAUCCACCAGCACCAAGGCAACAAGCAGUUCGGGACAGAGAAGGUGGGCUUUCUGUACAAGAAAAGCGAUGGAAUUCGAAGAGUCUGGCAGAAAAGGAAGUGUGGCGUCAAGUACGGCUGCCUGACCAUCUCACACAGCACGAUCAACCGGCCCCCAGUCAAGCUGACCCUGCUGACGUGCCAAGUGAGACCAAACCCAGAGGAGAAAAAGUGCUUCGACCUGGUGACCCACAACAGGACCUACCACUUCCAGGCAGAGGACGAACACGAGUGUGAGGCGUGGGUGUCAGUGCUCCAGAACAGCAAGGACGAAGCCCUGAGCAGCGCCUUCCUCGGGGAACCCAGCGGCGGCCCGGGCUCCUGGGGGGGCGCGGGGCUGGACGGGGAGCCCCUGGACCUAACGAAGCUGCUCAUCGCCGAGGUGAAAAGCAAGCCCGGGAACGACCAGUGCUGCGACUGCUCCUUCGCACACCCCACGUGGCUCAGCACCAACCUGGGCGUGCUCACCUGCAUCCAGUGCUCCGGCGUCCACCGCGAGCUGGGCGUGCGCUUCUCGCGAAUGCAGUCCCUUACUUUGGACCUGCUGGGCCCCUCCGAGUUGUUGCUGGCCUUGAACAUCGGAAACACUCGCUUCAAUGAGAUCAUGGAGGCCCAGCUUCCCUCAGUGGGCGGUCCUAAGCCCUCAGCUGAGAGUGACAUGAGCAUCCGCAGGGACUACAUUGUGGCCCAGUAUGUGGGACACAGGUUCGCCCCCCGCUCCCCGCCUGAGCCGCAGAGACUCCGCACAGCCAUUCACAACAAGGACCUCCUGUCAGUACUGGAGGCCUUUGCCAGCGGGCAGGACUUUGGACAGCCACUGCCGGGGCCUGAGGGGCAGGCACCUGGAGAGCUGGCCCUGCACUUGGCUGUCAAAGUCGCCAACCAGGCCUCCCUGCCCCUGGUGGAUUUCAUCAUCCAGAAUGGGGGUCACCUGGAUGCCAAAGCUGCUGACGGGAACACGGCGCUGCACUACGCCGCACUGUGCAACCAGCCCGACUGCCUCAGGCUGCUACUGAAAGGGAGAGCCUCGACCGGCACAGUGAACGAGGCAGGGGAGACAGCCCUGGACAUAGCCAGACAGAAGCAACACAAGGAGUGUGAGGAACUGCUAGAGCAGGCCCAGGCGGGGACCCUGGUCUUCCCUCUGCAUGUCGACUACUCCUGGGUUGUUUCUACGGAGCCUGGCUCUGACAGCGAGGAGGACGAGGAAGAGAAGCAGCGCUGCCCUCUGAAGCCCCCAGCCCAGGCCCGCUGGGCCCCCGGGAGAGUGAACCUCAACAACAAGACCUACGAGACUGUCGCCAGCCUGGGACUGGCCACCCUUCAGAGCCAGAGCGAGGACUGUCCUCCACCCUUGCCGGUCAAAAACUCUUCUCGGGCUGUGAGCCAAGGCCGUGCAGGACCUGCCAGUGGAGAUCGUCCAGAUGGUCCCAGCCUGAGUCCUGAGGCCCCUGAGACUCCUGAAGGCCUGGACAGUCCAGCAGCCUCCUCCUCCUCUAGCCUCACCAGCCCUACUGAACCUGGGGGUUUCAGCCAAGCCCCAUCUAGCUCCGAGGAAGGCCUCCGGCAGCCCUUGGGCACCUCUCGACCCAGCCCUGGGCCCACCCCUGCAGAGAUGUAUCCUCCCGUCAGGUUCAGCUCCGAAAGCACUCGCUCCUAUCGGCGGGGGGCCCGGAGCCUGGAAGAUGGUCCCUCAGCCAGGCAGCCUCCGUCCAGAAGGAACGUGCUGACUGGCGUCACUGAAGGAGACGUCUCAAGGACUGGGGCUCUCCCAGCGAGUUCUGUGCAACUUCUGCAAGACUAGCUCCCUGCUGGCCCCUGCAUGCCGCACACUGGACCCCAGCGUGCAGACCUGGGACGUGAGCCCACAGGACUGGGGAACUAAGGCGUUUGUUCCCUUGUGCUUCUGUGGCUGGCCUUCUCAUUGUGGAUCACGGGCCUGCCGAGUGCACUGGGCCCUUCUGCGUUGGGGCCGAUGGUGGUCUUUGUCCCUGUCUCAUUACCUGCUGGGGCCAGGCAUCUGAGUCCUCGUGAGCUAGCUUUAGCCGCAGAGCCCUCAGCCCCUCGUCAGAUGGUUGUUAACGUUCUCCCAUCGGCCUGGGACCAGCCGCCUCCUCAUUCUCCAUGUCCAGAGCAGGGACGCUGGACCAGGGACUGGUCUCAGCUGUUUACUAGUCUAGUAUUUCUUCACCAGAUUCCAGCUCUAUGUGCAGGCGUGCGAGGCACUUGGGAUGCACGUGAAUGGCACGUCCUGCAAGCAUGGUCCUUUCCCGGGAAGCUGGUCUCUGGGGUGGGCUUGGGGAUGGGCAGGGCCAGUUUCCAGGGCGUGGGCUCAGGGGCAGGGCCAACCGUCCUCCGGCUUAUACCCGGGUGACUGUGGCACCUGCAGCUCAUAUCCAUUCUGGUCUGUCAAAGACCACGCUGUACUGGCGGUUCAGUAUUCGCAGUGUUACUCCACGUGAGGGCUCACUGCUUCCCUGGGGUCUCCACUCUGGUUCCCAGCCUGGAAAUAGAAGAGGACUCGCUCGUACUCGCCCAUCUCCUUGACCUCCGGGGAAGGAAAGGAAGGGCUGGGGAUGGCCGAGCCCCGGCUCUCACCUCUCUCGUGGUCAGCUCAGGAGCCUUCCAGUCUGAGGACGUGACUGUCAUGGCAGGGGAAAGGAGGGUGGGGGGGGGAGGCAGAGGUGGCAAGGCUUGCUCCCCGAAUCAGAGCCGUCCCUUGCCCAGCCUGGCUAGACCGCACAUGCUCAGAGCUCAGCCGUCACAGCUUUCUGGUUGUCAUCUGCUGGGACCUCCUGGGCAGACUGGAGAGCUCCGGGAGUGGGCAGCAUAGCCGUCUAGCCAGGGGCCGGGCUGUUCCCCUUGCAGACCUGGCUGCUCUGCGGUCCCCCAGGAUCCGGUGUCUGCUGAGCUCCUCGUGUCUGGCUUUGUUCAUCUCAGACUUGAUAUUUCACUCAUCUCUAAUAAAGGAUUUCCAGUAGUUUCA